AUGGGACCCUUCGCUACCAUCACGAAAAUCAUGUCGAGCAUCAUCCCCGUGGACCUUCUAUCAUAUGCGACGGAUCCGUCGUACCUGAGCAGCAUCGUCACCACCAAUGCUUCGAAUCCAGAUAUCAUCAACCUCCUCGCAUACGAUGAAAGCUUUGCGUCUGUGAUUGGCGAAAACGCAACAGGGCGACUACUGGAAAGCCUAGAUUGGGACGCUUUCCAUGAAGCCGGUGUCUACAACAAAGACACAAACAAGCUAUACGUUACGAGCAGCUGGGCUGGAGACCUCAACAACCCCAUCAACGUUACCGUCAUCGACCUCGCAGACAACUACUCCAUCAACUCUACACGGAUUCCAGGUGUCGCCGAGGCCAACGGUGCAACAUCCUACUACCCACCUGGCACCCAAGCCAAUGGCUCAACACCAUCACGAGUACUAUACUGCGACCAAGGUGAUUUCGUCAACCCAGCCGGUCUCGUCUCCGUCGACCCCGUAACAGGAGAAUCCGAACUCAUCCUAUCAAACUUCCUUGGACGAAACUUCACAUCCCCCAACGACGUUCGCCAACACCCCGUAACAGGCGAUCUCUGGUUCACUGACCCAGACUAUGCAUUCGUCCAAGGAUUCCGUCCUGAGCCCAGUCUGCCGAAGCAGGUAUACCGGUUCAGUCCAUCUACAGGCCAAAUUGCCGUCGUAGCAGACGACUUCGUUGAACCCAAUGGCCUUGAGUUCAGCCCGGACUACAAAACACUAUACGUGUCCGACACAGGUGCCGCGGGGUACAGUCUCAACGUCACACGACCAGCCACACUCUACGCAUUUGAUAUCACACACGACGCAAAGAGACUAAACAACCGCCGUACAUUCGCCUACUCCGACAACGGCAUUCCCGACGGUCUGCACACCGAUACCGAGGGUAAUGUGUGGGCUGGAUGUGGAGACGGCAUUCAUAUCUGGAAUCCUGAAGGCACGCUCAUUGGAAAGAUUUGGGUUGGUAUUACCACUGCAAACUUUGCUUUCUUACCAGGGGCUGUUAUGGUGUUUAGCAAUAAGCAGCUGUGGAUUGUGGAGAAUAUCAAGGCGAUGGGCAGGGAGGUUGCUAAGGACUUUGGACUGUCGACUCAUUACUAA
Molecule: messenger RNA, 1131 nt
Organism: Alternaria triticimaculans
Lineage: Eukaryota; Fungi; Ascomycota; Dothideomycetes; Pleosporales; Pleosporaceae
Exons: 2
Coding region: 1-1131 (376 amino acids)
Source: RefSeq, a predicted model, not a curated record